Molecule: messenger RNA, 2803 nt
Organism: Trematomus bernacchii (emerald rockcod)
Lineage: Eukaryota; Metazoa; Chordata; Actinopteri; Perciformes; Nototheniidae
Product: connector enhancer of kinase suppressor of ras 3-like
Biological process (GO): regulation of signal transduction
Cellular component (GO): membrane; cytoplasm
Molecular function (GO): protein binding
Source: RefSeq, a predicted model, not a curated record
AGAUUGCAGUCCAGCCUCCACUCACUCACGCGUGUACUGAGAGUUUGUUCAGUGAACACAAACAGAGGAGCAGCGCGGACCUGUUGAGGAGAAUUUGACAGCAAUUUAUUUUCUGUUUAAAUUGUCGAACCUCUUCGCCAAACUUUGGGACAUUUCUGUCGCUGUAAUAGCUGUUAAAGUCGCCAUGGAGCCGAUAACGAAGUGGACGCCAAAGCAAGUUUUCGAAUGGAUGAGAGGUUUGGAUGACAACCUGCAGCAGUAUGUGACCAACUUUGAGCGGGAGAAGAUCAGCGGGGAGCAGCUGCUGAAGAUCACGCACCAAGACCUGGAGGAGCUCGGCGUGGCCAGGAUCGGACACCAGGAGCUGGUGCUGGAGGCGGUGGAUCUGCUCUGCGCUCUGAACUUCGGGGUAGAGACGGACAACUUAAAGAAUCUGGUUGUGAGGAUGAGAGCCGCCACCAACAGUCUACACAUGGCCACGUCUGACCGCAGGAAAAGCCCAGCGUACGACGGCAGCAUCUCUCGCAAGCCCCCCAACGACUUCCUCACCUCUGUGGUGGAGCUGAUCGGCGCCGCCAAGAGCCUCCUGGCUUGGCUCGACAGGACGCCUCUUACAGGGAUCAGCGACUUCACAGCCACCAAGAACAAGAUCAUUCAGCUGUGCCUGGAGCUCACCACCACAGUUCAACAGGACUGCAGUGUUUACGAGAUGGAAGAGAAGAUCCUGGAAGUUUCGAAGAUUCUGAACAACAUCUGCGAUCAGACCGUGAGAACCACCUCUGACCCCCUCAUGAGCCAGUCAGCCUGCCUGGAUGAGGUCCAGCUGAACAAUAUCAAACCGGGAGAGGGCCUGGGGAUGUACAUCAAGUCUACGUACGAUGGGUUGCAUGUCAUCACAGGAACCACAGAACAUUCACCUGCAGACCUCUCUAGGAAGAUCCAUGCUGGCGAUGAGGUGAUCCAGGUCAACCAUCAGACAGUGGUGGGCUGGCAGCUGAAGUACCUGGUUGUCAAACUGCGGGAGGACCCAAAAGGUGUGGCCCUACUCCUUAAGAAGAGGCCCACGGGGCCAACAGGUUUCACCCCCGCCCCACUCAAGAACAUGCGCUGGAAGCCCGCAGUACCACAGAACAAUUCCUCCUUGAUCAGAAUCCAAUCUCCCUGCGGUUCGGCCAACGGAUCCGCCAAGAAGGAGAAGCCGGCCAUCCUGAACCUGUACAUCCCCCCCCCUCCUCCAAUGCCUUACACCCCACGAGAGGGAAGGACAGAAACCUUCAGCAGCAUCAGCAUCAGUAAAAGACCAAAGGGCUCUGAGUCUCCAAACUCCUACCUGGACCAGGAGAGGAUGAGGCACUGCACCAUCGCAGAGUACGACAAGCUGAGCUUCGGCUGUCCCAUCGAGGCCAACGUGAUCCAGAGCAGACUGCGGGAGCACAAGCCCUCGCGUGGGAAGCCCCGGCCCCUCUCCAUGCCAGUGGAUACCUGCCUGGGUGUGGUAGACCCCUACGCUAAGCCCUGGACACAGGGAAGGAAAGGUGAAGACCUCCUCCACAGAUACCUGAGCAACGAGAGGAUCCCCACCAUCGCAGAGGAGGCCCCCUCGGUGUCCCCCUCGGUGUCCCCCCCCUACAGGCCUGCGGGGGAGCGUCACCUGGUCAGAGUGGACCACAUCAGGGGCAGCCGCUACUACUCCAACUCAGACCUCCACAACAGCGCCACCAUCCCCUACCAGGAGGACCUGAAAAAGACCCCCGUAGGCCCCGCCUCCAAGCGCGCCACGGCAGAUCGCUCCUUACUGGUCAGUUGGAUCAUGCGGCUUAAGCUAUUGACUCACUGAUGAUGCGCUUCCUGUCCGGGGCUUCCUGUCUAUUGUCCUUCCUCAGUGCCUUUUUUUAAGUCCAGCUGUUUUUUUUUUUUAUAACAAUUUUGGGCUUUUUCUCACACUCCUCUCUCCCCCAAAACCUCCAUAUUUCCCUGGUGUAACUACUACUACCAACUACUACUCCUCAACCAAACCUGCUUUUGUAGUACUACAUUACAUCAUCACCCCUUUAACACUGGCUACAACCCUCCUCGUCUCUGACUACAAGUCCCAUCUCUGCCUCAAGAAGACACAGUUUGUUCAGGUUUAGGACACUCUGGCCUUUUGUGCUGUCUACGGACUCCUCUGUACAUAUUAAGCUAUGUCAUGUUUCAGUUGUAAUGCUCUCUGGUACCGUUAUUUAAUACUUGCCUGAUAUUUUGUCAGAUAUUUUGAUUUCAUUUGCAUAAAUAAGUUAUAAGAAUACAGCAUAUUUUGUUAGUAAUACUGCUGUAACUCAAUCAUGUCCCUUUUUUUCUUUCUCAAAUGACACUUUUGUGAGUUGGUUACAUUACCCUCUACCAAAGGUUGCCUCUUGUAAGCUAUGCACACACUUCAGAGAGGAUUUAAUGGUCACUUUAGUUGACGAUGUUGCAUUGGUUGGUAAAAAGGAUGUUUAAACUAGCAAAUAUUUGUGCUGGUUUUAAAGCUAUGCACUCCAUUUCAGUAAACUUGUAUAUCCUGUGUUCUCAGUUGACUCUGAAAUGACCCACCUAAAGGGCCUACACAUACCGCUGGUUGACAGUAACAAAUGGUCUUUUUAAGCCAAUGUCUUUUUUGACACACUGGUGUAAUGGCCUUCUAUUUUCUGACUGAUCACAAGAGACAGAAUGACAGUAUUAUUUUUUUUUAAAAACAGGGAAGAAGUGUCUGUUGUUGCUUUAACUGCCUUUUGUAAGUUUUGAAUAGCCUUUUAUUAAAAAUUGCCGUUCAUGUCAGUGA